UUAAGAGGGAGUGUCCAAUGUCUUGCUAUUUUGAAAGAAUUUCCCUAAAUAGAUCCAUCCAUAAAUGUGAGGGAUAAUAUUGGAAAUAAUUAAGUUCAAUGGAGAAACUUGCAUUCCCACUUUUUUUUUUUCUAUAAAUAGGUUAUAUACAUUUUCCACAUUAAAAAAAAACAAAAAAAAACAGAAAUAUCAAUCAAGAAAAAAAAAAGAUAUGAAGGUUGUAGAAGUUCUUCGUAUGAAUGGAGGAAUUGGAGACACUAGCUAUGCAAACAAUUCUUUGGUUCAGAGAAAGGUUAUUGUCAUGACAAAACCAAUAAUAGAACAAGCCAUGAGUGAUCUCUAUUGCAACCUCUUCCCAAAAAACUUAUGUAUUGCUGAUUUGGGCUGUUCCUCUGGAGCGAACUCUUUCCUAGUGGUAUCAGAGCUUAUUAAAAUUAUCGAGAAAGAACGAAAAAAGCACGGAUUUCAAUCACCAGAGUUUCAUUAUCUCUUCAAUGAUCUUCCUAGCAAUGAUUUUAACACUAUUUUUCAAUCAUUGGGAGAAUUUGAACAUGAUUUGAGAAAGCAAUUUGGAGAAGGAUUUGGUCCAUGCUAUUUUAGUGGUGUGGCUGGUUCAUUUUAUUCUAGACUUUUUCCUUCAAAGAGUUUGCAUUUUGUUCACUCCUCUUAUAGUGUUCAUUGGCUAUCUCAGGUUCCUAAUUUUAUUGAAAAGAACAAGGGAAAUAUUUACAUUACAAGUACAAGUCCACAAAGUUAUAUAAAAGCAUAUUACAAGCAAUUUGAAAAUGAUUUUUCAAAUUUUUUGAAAUAUCGUUCAGAGGAAUUGAUGAAAGGUGGAAAAAUGGUGUUAACAUUUUUAGGAAGAGAAAGUGAAGAUCUUUCUAUCAAAGAAUAUUGUUGUUAUAUUUGGGAGCUUCUAGCAAUGGUCCUUAAUGAAUUGGUUUUUGAGGGAUUAAUAGAAGAAGAUAAAGUGGAUUCAUUUGAUGUUCCUAAUUAUACACCAUCACCAAGAGAAGUGAAGUACAUAGUUGAGAAAGAAGGUUCAUUUACUAUUAAUAGAUUGGAAACUACAAGAGUUAAUUGGAAUAAUUCUUCUUAUGAAAGUAACAAUGGUGGCUACAAAAUGACAAGAUGUAUGAGAGCUGUGGCUGAGCCUUUACUUAUAAAUCAAUUUGGUCCAAAAUUGAUGGAUUUAGUGUUUCAAAAAUAUGAAAAGAUUAUUUCCGAUUGCAUGGCUAAAGAGAAAGCUGAGUUUGUAAAUGUUACUGUAUCUUUGACCAAAGAAAACAACUAAGGAUAUUAGCUUUUUAUUAUCGAAGUCGGAUCUAGAGUUUAAUUAAUGAAUUUAAAUAAUAUAUGUAUAAUAAAGUUAUUUUUAACUUUAAAUUUGGAAUUUGUUCCUUUCCCCCUCUUUUUUUGUGCACUUCAUAGGGAAGUGCUAAUUUAUGUUGGUUGUGGACUAGUGGUGUUUUUAGAUUUUUAUCUCUAAAAUAAAAUAAAAAAUUGUGUACCA
Solanum lycopersicum (tomato) is the source of this 1513-nucleotide messenger RNA. Its product is annotated as S-adenosyl-L-methionine:benzoic acid/salicylic acid carboxyl methyltransferase 2-like. NCBI's taxonomy places the organism in Eukaryota, Viridiplantae, Streptophyta, Magnoliopsida, Solanales, Solanaceae. The record is from RefSeq and is a predicted model, not a curated record. Gene Ontology annotation, biological process: methylation. Gene Ontology annotation, molecular function: S-adenosylmethionine-dependent methyltransferase activity.